Molecule: messenger RNA, 1938 nt
Organism: Melopsittacus undulatus (budgerigar)
Lineage: Eukaryota; Metazoa; Chordata; Aves; Psittaciformes; Psittaculidae
Gene: POGLUT2
Product: protein O-glucosyltransferase 2
Exons: 10
Coding region: 203-1696 (497 amino acids)
Cellular component (GO): endomembrane system
Molecular function (GO): glucosyltransferase activity; protein binding
Source: RefSeq, a predicted model, not a curated record
AUCCCCUCAGGCGCCGCGGGAAUGGUUCGCUGAGGGGCCGGGCGCAGGGACAGGGCGGCAGCGGCUCCACGAUCCCCCGGCCCCGCUCCAUGCAGCCGCGGCGCAGGCGGGACUGUGGGUGCUGCUGUGAGGGAAGGCGGAAGGCCCCGGCCGCGCGUCCCCCGCGCCUCGGUGGUGUUUCUCCCCAGGGGAAGCUCUGUAAAUGCGUGGCCUGUGGCCGCUCUGCUUUGCCCUGGGAGCCGUGGCGGCGGCGGCCGCGAGCGGCCGGCUGAGCGCCGAGCGCAGCACGGUAUGGGGGCCAGGGCUGCGCGCCGAGGCCGUCCUCCCCGCUCGGUACUUUUACGUGCAGGCCGUGGACGCCGAAGGGCAGAGGUUCACUUCGUCACCAGGUGAAAAUGCAUUCCAGGUGAAGAUCACUGCUCCUGAGGAGCAGUUCACUCGAGUUGGUGUGCAAGUAUUAGAUAGGAAGGAUGGUUCCUUCCUUGUGAGAUACAGGAUGUAUGCAAGCUACAAAAGCCUGAAGAUAGAAAUCAAAACUGGAGAUAAACAUGUUGCAAAGUCUCCAUAUCUUUUAGAAGGACCUAUUUAUCAUGAAAACUGUGACUGCCCUCAGGAGGAGAGUAGUGCAUGGCUGGAAGAGAUGAACUGCCCUGAAAGCAUUCCACAGAUUCAAAGAGACCUAGCAAAUUUUCCCAUUGUUGAUCCAGAUAAGAUUGCAAAAGAAAUUCCGCAGAGGUUUGGACAAAGACAGAGUUUGUGUCAUUACACCAUCAAAGAUAAUGAGGUUUAUAUAAAGACGUAUGGGGAACAUGUUGGCUUCAGAAUUUUCAUGGAUGCCAUACUGCUUUCUUUGACAAGAAAAGUGAAAAUGCCGGAUGUAGAAUUUUUUGUUAAUUUGGGGGACUGGCCUCUAGAGAAAAAGAAGUCCCCACAGAACCUGCACCCCAUCUUCUCAUGGUGUGGGUCCAGUGAGUCAAAGGACAUUGUCAUGCCAACAUAUGACUUAACAGACUCAGUUUUGGAGACUAUGGGACGAGUCAGUCUGGACAUGAUGUCAGUGCAGGCAAAUACUGGCCCAUCAUGGGAAGACAAGAAUACCACAGCGUUCUGGAGAGGACGUGACAGCCGUAAGGAAAGGCUUGAACUUGUAAAACUCAGCAGAAAAUAUCCAGAGAUCAUAGAUGCUGCUUUCACAAACUUUUUUUUUUUCAAACACGAUGAAAGCCUCUAUGGCCCCAUUGUUAAGCACAUUUCAUUUUUUGACUUUUUUAAGUAUAAAUACCAGAUUAACAUUGAUGGUACAGUGGCAGCAUACAGACUGCCUUAUCUACUAGCAGGAAACAGUGUGGUGCUAAAGCAAGAUUCCAUCUACUACGAGCAUUUCUAUAAUGAGCUGCAGCCAUGGAAACACUACAUCCCAUUUAAAAGUGAUCUGAGUGAUCUACUAGAAAAACUGCAGUGGGCAAAAGAUCAUGAUGAAGAGGCAAAAAAUAUUGCAAAAUCUGGACAAGAAUUUGCAAGAAACAAUCUCAUGGGAGAUCACGUUUUUUGUUACUAUUUCAAACUUUUCCAGGAGUAUGCCAGCUUGCAAGUGAGCGAGCCAAAAAUCAGAGAGGGGAUGGAGAAAGUCCAGCAGCCUGAAGAUGACCUUUUUCCGUGUACUUGCCACAGGAAAAAGGCCAAAGAUGAACUCUGAAGAAAGAAACCAAGUAAUUGUUUUUGUAUUUGCCUACAUUCAGAUUGCCUCUUAAAGAAGAAAAAAAUGGAUUAAAAUGCCAGCAGAUAAUGUCAACAGAUAUUAAAGAAGUUUACUGUAUCAUGAUCUACAUAUAGAAGAAAACCAAGUGCCCCUUGUUUCUUUUUUAUCAUGUAACGAUUGCAGGGCCUUGUUCAAAGCAUUUUUAUAAUUUUUUUUAAAUAAAAUAUAUGUUUGUAUCA